Molecule: messenger RNA, 1275 nt
Organism: Paramacrobiotus metropolitanus
Lineage: Eukaryota; Metazoa; Tardigrada; Eutardigrada; Parachela; Macrobiotidae
Exons: 5
Coding region: 118-1077 (319 amino acids)
Source: RefSeq, a predicted model, not a curated record
UGGAAAAGUAAGAGGUCUUCUACAGCACAGCCACGAUACUGGCAUAAGCUAAUUUGCAGUACGUUUUUGCUACCAACACAGCGGUUUGGUCUGAAACUACCCCUCCGAUCAGAAAACAUGAAUGCGAAGAUGCGUGUUCUCAUUGGCGUCAGCGUGAUGAUGUUCGUACUCAUCAAAUCGUCUUAUGGAUACGCCGCUUACACACCAUAUGAUCUGUGGGAUCGAUGCUCUCGAAGUCUGACGCUGGACUGCCCGUACAGAUAUAACGGCAGAGCGGGCACAUUCCGGUGUCUGCUGGUUACGCUUUUGGAUCCGGGGCUCUGCCAGCUCAACGUGACACUGCAGACAAACUGUGGGAUCUCGUACAACAAUUACAGCAUUUAUCUUAACAUCCGUAAAUUCGAUGUACCAACGAACGACCGCCUCAGAAUCUACGAAAGUAAUUCGAAUUCGCGUACGCUCCUCAAAGAUUUAACCGGUUACCAACCCGCUUUAUCCAAUCCGGCAUCCGUCGCGCAGACGCGGACGUCGUACGUCAGACAACCGUCAAUUUCCAUCGAAUACUUCCGGAGCACUUCGGACGCUACCAGCCCACAUGAGUUCUUUAUCGACUACGUUAUCCUCGAAGACACAGCUUCGGCGGAUAAUACCUACUGCAGCGCCUUAUCCGGCUAUGUGCACGAUGACUACAUCUGUGAUAAAGACGAUUCAACGGAUCGGGUUAAUUGUCCGAGCUCCUUCACUUUCGACACUGGACGGAAUCCAGCGUAUUCCCGGCAGCUUUGUAACAACACCGAUAACGACGAUCAUCGUGUUUUCGACGAUGGAAUGAGCGCCGGCGUCAUCGCCGGGAUCAGCAUCGGUUGUGCGUUUGCUUUUGCCAUCGUACUCUAUACGAUUACUGUUGCGGUGAGAAAACUCGCGGCGGCUCGGCGCGCGGCUCCAGUGGUCUUGGCUCCCGAAACAAUAACGUCGACCCGACCGGUUGUUGUUGGGACAUACGAGCCGAUGCCGUCUUACGCGGAAGCGGUCGCCACAACUACCACCAACCCGCCUCAGCCACCAGCUAGAUAUUAACUCAGCCUUUUUAGCAGUUUUUUUUUAUUUGAUGUAAUGAUGUCCGUUAAAUACUCCGUUAUUAUCAGAAAUCGGUUCUAACGAAAACCCACCAAUGCUGCUUUACUUAGUAAACAGUAAGUAAACCGGCAGUAAACAGUAGCCUAAUAUUAAACAGUAAAUAAACCCACCGAGCAGAAAUGGAUCUUAAGAAAGAAU